This is a messenger RNA of Notothenia coriiceps (black rockcod), 702 nucleotides long. Its product is annotated as protein PAT1 homolog 1-like. The record is from RefSeq and is a predicted model, not a curated record. The coding region runs from base 109 to 687 and encodes 192 amino acids. The transcript has 5 exons. Lineage: Eukaryota; Metazoa; Chordata; Actinopteri; Perciformes; Nototheniidae.
GAGUCCGGCGCACUUCCUGGGGGCUUGGGUUUACCCUCUGUGUAAUCUUUCUAUUAAAAUCUGCUGUGCUCUUCUCCAGGCCUGCCCCCUGGCCUUCCCCCCUCCUCCAUGCUCAGCUACCAACAGCAGCAGCACUUGCUGCGUAGAGGAACUGCUCCUAUGGCCCAGAUGAACUCUCACAGUAUCUGGGAGAACAGUAUGGGUUUUGGUCCAGUCAGUAUAACCCUUGGAAUAGUCACACACAUGGAGGAUAGUCCACUAAUGUCUAUAAUCAAUGAGGUAGGCCUUCCUACACGUCCUCCUCAGGGUAGGAGCGAUGAAGGACGGGAUUUGUCAGAGAGGGUCCCACCUCCACGCUCUUCUUCCCCUGUGAUAGGCUCCCCUCCUGUGAGGGCAGUGCCUAUUGGCACCCCGCCAAAACAGCCAAUGAGCCAUGCCCUGAAUCAUCAGAUCCACCAUCCCACGGCGGUUCAUGUGAGAGCCCCGAUCCAGCACAGAUACCCUCCUCCUUUCCCUGAGCGUUUGUCACCCAACACCCUCCUCAAUAUAGCUAACUCCCCAUUAUGCCGUGGUCCGUUCCCCCCUGGAGUGGGUCCUGUUCUGUCUCAGAUUCAACGGGCCCAGCUGCUCAACUCUCAGGUUGGUGCCAUAAGGCGCGUUCACACCGCAGUACUUUUCCCACUUUAGUUCCUCAGAACUCUU